Paramecium sonneborni is the source of this 534-nucleotide messenger RNA. Lineage: Eukaryota; Ciliophora; Oligohymenophorea; Peniculida; Parameciidae. The record is from the annotation of a GenBank genome assembly.
AUGGACUGCAAAUUAAAAUGGAUAAAUUCUAAAAGGUCAGUGGUGAUUACUCAGAUGGUGGUUAAAAGAUAGGUUUGCGGAAAGAUUUAUUUAAGAAUUAUUGAAGGUGAGUUUUUGCUGAUAAACAUCAUUAGCUAAGUCUUGGAAUUCGUAUAAGGUGAAUAUUAUGAUGAUAAAAAAUUAGGAAGUUGGAAAUAUAUGUCUAAAAAUAAAAUGAUGUAUAGUUUUAAUAUUAGAAUUAGUGGUGGUGGAUCAUAGAAUUAAAAAAAUGAGAAAAAAAUUGGAAAGUGGGUAGAGUUGGAUGAAGAGUUUUCUAAUAUUAAAUAAAUCAUUUAUAAUGGUGAAUAUGACAUGAAAAGCCCGAAGGUAGGUAGAUGCCCAGGCCACUAUAAUGGAGAAUAUAAUUUAAAAGGAAUAAAGCUAGAUACAGGGUAGAUUACUCAAUUUGAAAAUUAAAACAAAAGAUAUAAAUAUAUGUAAUUAUUUAAAAAAUAGAUUUGCUUAAUGACAUAUUAGUAGUGGUAGAACAUAUGA